Molecule: messenger RNA, 939 nt
Organism: Paramuricea clavata
Lineage: Eukaryota; Metazoa; Cnidaria; Anthozoa; Malacalcyonacea; Plexauridae
Source: the annotation of a GenBank genome assembly
AUGAUGCAAGGAAUAGCGGACAGUUUGAUUAUAUCUGGCAGUAUCGAAGGUGUGAAUUGUGACAUGGUGAUAGAUACGGGAUCUAACAUUACAAUUUUGAGACCGGACGUAUUGGGGCGAGUUUCGAAAGACGUAGACAUUGAUGUACAGCCAGUAAACAGUUUAUUACGGACAGUAACCGGUGAAACAACACCAGUACAAAGUCGUGGUAAGCUCGCUUUUCAAGUUGGAAAUUUGAAAGUCGUACAUGAUGUAUGGAUUGCAGAUGUCGAGAACGAGUGUAUUUUGGGACUAGACUUUCUGAUUUCGAAUGACUGUGUUGUUGAUGUACAAGAAUCCUGUUUGCGUAUUGGCCCGGAAGAAAUUCGAUUCAAGGGGAUGACAGCCACAAAGAAAUCAGUUUGUCGCAGAGUGAUGGUUGCUGAAACAUGGUUGGUUCCACCAAAGAGCGAAGCGAUAAUUCCAGGAAUGCUGGACGGUGAUGGUAGUUCUGAAGAAGGUUGGGGAGAAAUCAACCCUAGCAAGGAACCAGGAUUGUCCAGUGAUAUUCUCGUAGCAAGGACGGUUGUAGAUAUUCGUAAGCCCAUAUUUGCUGUAAGAGUGUUAAACAUGUCGGAUGAUGAACGAAUAGUCCGUGAAGGUACAGAUGUUGCUAGUUGUGAAAUCAUCGACAGUGUGACCGUGGUGGGGAAGACUGAGCCUGGAAGUCGUGAAGCGAGUGAUGAGUUACCUGAAGUGGUAAAGAAGCUUUAUGACCGUAGUUCCGGAGGUUUGGACGAUUCACAAAAGAGUCAGUUGUAUUCGUUGCUGGUGGAAUUUAAAGAUGUGUUUUCAGAAAGUUCAGGUGACAUAGGGAGAACAUCUUUAACUUCACACAAGAUUGACACUGGUAACCAAAAACCGAUCAAACAACAACCGCGGCGUCUACCACUGGCGAAG